Porites lobata is the source of this 14873-nucleotide messenger RNA. Lineage: Eukaryota; Metazoa; Cnidaria; Anthozoa; Scleractinia; Poritidae. The record is from the annotation of a GenBank genome assembly.
AAAUUGGCAAUCCUUGAAGGUCACACUGAUCAUGAGUCGCCUCAAUCAAGUUCUCCAAGCCAGACGUGGUGAGUACCCAUGAUCUCCAACUGCAAAAUGAAUGCUCAAAACGAUCCUAGUCUUGGGAAACUAGGCUGGUUUUUCCGAGGCAAGCGUCACCAAGACAGUUUGUGGUCUUGGGUUGUGUGUUUUUCAGCAAUGAUUUGUAAUGCUCUUGGCCUUGGCUUUGCUCUAAGUUACGGAGUUCUGCUUCCUGCGUUUAUGGACUAUUUUGAUGAGACAAGAGAAAGAACUGGUGAGUGAUGAAAAUCAUUUUAACUUCCUUAACUAGUCAUCACAUAAUAAAAGGUGUAUGCAGUCUAAGAUCCAGUUGAAUGGCAGUUGAGUAGAGCAUUGCUUAACUCUAGCUGACAAUUGAUGAUCGAAGUGGUGGAAUAUUUGAAUAUCACAAUAAAUGGGCGGAUUUAGAAUGGAGGCUUUGCAAUAGGGGGUCCGUGGCGCCUUGGCAUGUCUGAAAUUGUGUUUUAAAAUUUACAAUUUAAUAUAUUUAUCUAGUCAUAUUUGUUUAAUCGGUCCUAAUUCAAAAUCAUUUGGACGACGGCUAAUUUAUAAGUUCUCCUCAGUUUCCUACUGUAACCGAAUACGUCGGGUUAAGCGUUCGAAGUAUAUUUGCAAUACGGUCGAAAAAGGUGUCUGUGAAAGCUAAGGUUUAAGUGAUUAUUGCUGGUUUUAGGUUCUGUGACCAGAAUGAAAAGUUAAGUACCUCUUAAGGUAAUGGCUAUCUUGUUCGACUUGCACUUAUACACGAAGACAAGGGACGCGAUCCAUUCAACCAAAAUUCAGACCGGUCCGACCGGGAAAAGAGGACCACCUCAAAAGGUGGACCUGUUUUUUCGAAACUUUUCCGGUUGGACCGAACCGAUCCAUUGAGUUUUGGACCGAAAUUUCCGGAAAUUUUGGUUGAAUGGAUCGCGCCCAAGGUCCAAUUUCUCUAACCUGUAGACUGAGUGGAGUAACGCGAUUAAAAAUAAGUAAGGUAAACAAAUAAGAUUAAAUUUUGAAUGUUUUGACUGAGCUGGGGACGAAUAGCGAGAGGUCAAUUAUUUUGCGCGACAUACGAGAUUUUGAGCGAAAACUAUACGGUAGAGCUUAGCCAUGCUUUGGAAUAUUUAAAUAUAGCACAUAUCAAGUUCCUUAUAUUCCUUACAUUCAAGGGCACCCAACGACAAUUUUCGGAAAAAUAUCUGUUCGGAAGACGAUUUGAGAUCUAGAAUUUUCGGAACAUUUGUUGUAAAAUUUCUUGCUUGCCUCCCUCUCCUAGGAUUUUCGAACAUCUUAAAAAUGGUAUAAUUGCACAUUUUUAACGGAUUUUUACCCUAAAAAGGUCACCUAGAAUUUUCGGGAGCCUUUUUUCUGGCUGAAAUUUUCGAAAAGGUAAGUUUUGAUCCCUAUAAUUUUCGGAUCACUAGACUUUCAGCUAGGAAUUCCGAACAGAUGAAAAAUUUUUAGGGGAUAAAAAUAUGCCUUUAUCUCCCGUUUAAAUACUAAAAUACGUUUAACAAUGCUAUGUUUAAUUGCUUUUGAACUAUAUUCUCGUUGGGUGCCCCUGUACAUUGCUUAUGGUUGAUCAAUUUUCGAUUGUCAUAUGUUAUUGCAAGAUGUUGUCAGCUAUCAGCAAAACUUCACCAUGGUUUACUCUUAUCUUCGAGGUUUUCUGCUGAAAAAUUAAUUCGAUGAUUUUUCUCGGAGUAAAGGGCUGGCGCGAAUGUGAAGCGAGCGAGCAAGUGACUCUACACGUUCCUGUGUUACGUAACUACCAAUUUGAAGCAAGUAAAACGCCUGUAGCACGUUUUAAGAUUCGAGGUCAUUAGUAAAACUAAACAAGCGGUAAGUACAAAACAAAAGCUUUUGCUUGCGCUUUAUGCUUAGCAUAUUUCUCCAGCGAUUAAUCCUAACAUAGAGAUUAAAUCAUAAAAAAAAAAAUGAAAAACGACUCUUAACAACAGCAUAGGUAAGCCUAACAGCAGAGCUCCUUGUAAACAUCCACUUGAAACCCAACUUUAAGCCAUUGUGUGCAAACUAAUUAAACUGGUUGACCGUAGUCGACAGCAGAACUUAGUUCAAAUGGCACAGUCUGCGUUUCGGGCCCAAAAAUUCCAUACUGAUGACUUAAAUGUUUUCGUAACAGGUCAUUUCCGAGUUCCAAAAACUCUCACGUUCAAAAUCCAAGUGCAAAACCCUUCUUGUGAAAGUUUAAGUUUAUUUGCGUGAAAAUAAGAAAAACAUUUUUAUAUCAAUGGCUUUGCACUUAGCCUCUCGCUUUAAAACAGAGGCUUGGGGCAACUCGUUGAUUCGUAAAAUCCCUGGAAAGAUGAAGAGGACUGGAAUUGAGGAAUAUAUAAAUUUCAUUUAUUGCAACCGCAGAAUGAAGAAUUAAAUGCAAAGGUAGAGUAAAAAAAAAUUAGUAAAAACCUGAGAAUGUGGAUCGGCAAAUUCAGGGAACACUUGGGAUCAUUGCAGUGAUCUUUGCUUGUUUGGUGAGAACAACCACGAUCUUAAGAAGGACCCUAGACAGGCCUAAGGGUUUUAGGAUAUAGCUAGAUGUUUCGGGGAGACAAGGCCACCUCAGUGGUAUGACACUUGCACUUGAACAUAACAACAACAAUAGUAAUAAUAAUAAUAAUAAUCAUAAUUAAUAACAAUAAUAUGCGAUUCCAAAAAUAUCCGAAUUCGUAUGGACGGGACUUUACACUUCAACAAGUUAUUUACUAGCAAAUAGAGUCCCAACAUUCUUAUCAAAAUUUUCUGGAUGAUAACAUAUGAUAAUGCGGGAAGUCUUAGUUACUCAUUAAAUAGCUACGACUUCCUGCAUAGUAAUUUUAGCCUCCUGACCAAACGUCACAUUUUUGAUUUAAUUGGCGCUCCCUCUUUUUUUUCUUUCUGCCCUUAUUGUCCCCUCUCCUUUUCCCUUUUUGCAGAUGCCAUGCAAACCAAGUCAGGCCUGUACCCUCGUUACAACUGCGCUUUUUCUAGCCCCCAACUAAGCUCUUUGUUAUUAUGGGAGUUUUUAAAUCAUUCCUGUGUGUAAAUUCCACAGUACUGUCAGACACACCUCUAGGGCAUUGCGGUCUGUUGAAUACCUUUAAAUAAAAAUAUUGACCACUGCAGGAGCACUGUUUUUGAAGUUGGAUAACAAAGAUGUCAGUAUAACAUAUAUUUUGCUAAAAACUAUAUAUAUAUGUAACAGUGAUGUGUAUGUUCUGACGUACUUGAAUAAAACGAGUCAGUAAAAACAUUUAUGAAAAAGCUGUUCAGUGUGAAAUCAUUCUAAAAUAUUUUUCAGGCCUCGCUUCGCGGCUUAAAAAUAUCUAAAUAAUUGCGUUACUCUCGGCCUUCAUAAACUAAUCAAGUAAGGUAACAGGGUAGUGAAGCGGUAACAACUGUUAACUAUUUCAGUGUUCAUUAAAGAAGGAUGUAGAAUGAGUCAUUAUAUGUUUUAGCAGGACUGGUUAGAGACGCGGCAAUUACGAGUCGACUAGCAAGCCACUGUGUCAUUUGGACGUUUGCAUGCUAAGAGAUAUUUUUAAAGGGUUAAAAAGGGUCUGUGUCACGAGGAUAAUGCUGUUUUAUGUUUAUUCUGUACUGAUUAGUCACAACUUAGUGCGGCUUGACCCAUACACAAAAUACUUUUCAGAGUUAUCAGGGGCACCUAAAGAGAAUAUAGUUCAAUACCACUUAAACAUAGCAUUGUUAACCGUAGUUUAGUAUUUAAACAGUAGAAAUAGGCAUAUUUUUAUCCCCUAGGAAUUUUUCAUCUGUUCAGAUUUCCUAGCUGAACGUCUAGUGAUCCGAAAAUUAUAGGGAUCAACACUUACCUUUUCGAAAAUUUCAGCCAGAAAAAAGGCUCCCGAAAACUCUAGAUGACCUUUUAAGGGUUAAAAUCCGUUAAAAAUGGGCAAUUAUAACACUUUUUUUGAGAAGUUCGACAAUCCUGGGAGAGGCAGGCAAGCAAGAAAUUUUACAACAAAUGUUCUGAAAAUUCUAGAUCUCCAAUCGUCUUCCCGAACCGGAUAUUUUCCGAAAAUUGUCGUUGGGUGCCGCUGAGUUAUAAAGAAUAUGUCAAACAAAUGUCCGUAGGGUGCACUAACCAUAACAAUUUUUUGGUGACUUUUUCAAAGUAUUAACACAUGAAAAGGUUGGCCCAACUUUUCCAAGUUUCAAUCCAUGUCCAUCCUUGCCGUCCGUUGCAACAACAGAAAACAGUUUCGAUCAACACCUAAAUAUAGUCUUAAAUAACAAAACCUGACCACCAUCUUUGUAAUUCAGUUGAUUCGAAGACACGUUUUAGCUUUUUAAAGAGAUAGCAAAUAGCUUGACAUAGUGCCUUUAAUCCUCUGAAAAUCAUGAAACCAACUGUUGCAUAAUUUAAAGGUUUGUUGAGACGCUCACGCUUCAAACGCUAGCCUUCGCCAGAGCGAACCAGGGUAUUGUGGUUUGUGUGUGUGGUUUACGUUAUGACGUGGCUGCUUUUAGUUUUGUCUUUGACUAUUGGGAUUUUUAAGGUUUUCAGUCUUAUUUAUAGGGUACCCAAACGAUUUUUUUGUAGUACUGUGCUAGUUUCUAAUUAAUUAACAGUUCAUGGUCCAAGUUAAUUCAAUGUUUAGCCCACACCGAUAGUUCCUGAGUUUUUUUGGUAGUAUCGUCUUUUUGAAGGAUUUGUUAAACUGAAAUGAAGUUCUUGAAGUAGGCAUGUUCGGGGAUUAUAGCUGACCUUGGGUUUUACCUACACUGGAGUUACUGUCUUUUUUGUGUGUGUGCUUAGUCCUACUGCGCAAUUUUACCGCUAGCAUUUUUGGUUCUUUGGUACUUGUCAAUGACGAAAGUGUAAACUGUUCUACAGGAUAUGCAUAACGAGCCGCGCGUUCUUAGCAACCAAAAAAUCCCCAGUAUCCAGCUGAGAUCCCUGAAUUUUAGUCCGCGAUCUCUACUAGAUACCCAGUAGUUUGUAACAUUCACUAUUCCGUUGAUCUCUGAUCGUAAUAUGAUAGAGGCGUCAAUUAUGCAACAAAAUGAACAGCUCUGGUUUCGGUUAAAAUUAUAUUGUAAUUUGCGGUAGUUGACCGCAGAACUGUUACGAUGAUGGAUACUCAACUCUUUUAACUUGCGGAAAGCUGAGGCUUGUGAUGAACGGAAAGUUCUCACGGUCAGCUAACAUAAACACGACUACAAUUUGGUUAUUUAAUUCGCUGGUGAUAGGCUUGUUAGUUAUUAGUUGUAGCCGAAGAACUUAGAAGUAAGAGGCUGCUUCUGUAAGAGAAUAAAGUGCUGUGAAGGAACAGAGUCUCGGAUGGUACCACUUGUUAAUUGACUGGGCGAGUACAUUUCCACCCAACUCUUAUCAUUUAUAUACGGGACGUAGGCGGGGAACAUGAUAAAGGGAAAAACAAGAAUUUUAAGAAUUAUAAUAGUAACAAGAACAAUAAUAACUAUAUAGUAGCCAAUCAGAUGAGUCGUUUAGUUAAGAUGUAUCAUUAUCUUUUGUUCGCAGUCAAGACCCUGAAAAUCUAGUUAGAAACUUGAUAGCAGUUUAACAUAUAACCAAAUGCAUGCAGGCUUAUACCCAAAGAAAGAUUUUUGUACUGCGCGAAAAUUUAACAGUACUUGAAAGAUCCCACUGAGUCGCCCUAAUCAAGUUCUCCAGGUCAGAUGCGGUGAGUUCUGAUCUCAAACAGAAAAAUGCGUGCUCAAGAAGAUCCUAGUCUUGGGAAACUAGGACAGUUUUUCCGAGGCAAGCGUCACCAAGACAGUUUGUGGUCUUGGGUUGUGUGUAUUUCAGCAAUGAUUUGUAAUGCUCUUGGCCUUGGCUUUGCUCUUAGCUUCGGCGUUCUGUUACCCGUGUUAAUGGACUAUUUUGGCGAGACAAGUGAAAAAACUGGUGAGUGAAAAAAAUACUUUUAAUUUCCUUAGUGAUCACCCUUCAGUAACGCAGGAACGUAGAUCACCCCCGUGCGUACGGCUGAAAUCUGCAUGAAAUAAUAUAUAAAUUUUUUAUUUCCCUAAGUAUUUUUAUCGUUUAAUCGGGAUAACCGACGCAUUUUUCGCCAUCAAGAUCAUUCUCUCUUGUCGCAAUAUAGUGGUGUCUUUGUGUGUUUUCUGUAACCUUUCAUUAUUCCGUAAACCGAUGGCAAGAAACGUUAUAGUGGGGUGAGAAACGAAAAAAAAUGUACUCUUCGCUGUCCCCUCUUAACAUUUCCCUUCCUUUGUUUGGAGCGCCUUCUAAAUCUCACGAUAUCCCCCUGAAAGGCCCGGUUGAAGUUUUGCUUAACUAGCACUGACCCAAUUUUAAUCGUGGUAAAGGCUAUAUAUCUUGUUCGACUGGCAAUUGUAAGAAGAGAAGUUCUAAAUUCUCUAUUUUAAACCAGUACUACGUAAUUAAGAGAUGAGAGACUGAUGGAGGUAAGGCGAUCUCUAUAAGUUAGAUCCAGCGAACUGGGGUUUAGUUAGCGACCAUUUAUUUGUGCAACGCAUGACAUUUGGAGGAAGAACUAACUGGUCGAGGUUAGCUAAAUGACUCCUUGAACGACAGAAAUGGAAUAAAUGGCUACAGACCACAUGUUAUAUUCUUUACGUUUCUUACAUAUUUUCUGGUUGAUCAGUUUUAUUCUCAGAAUUAAACUAUUGCCGGAUUUAUUUUUGUCUAUCAGCCAAAAUUCAUUAUGGUUUCCUGUCAGCGUCGAGGUUUACUGUUAACUAUAAGUCGGACCGUAAUUCGAUAAUGUUUCCCCGGAUAAUCAAAGAGCUGGCAGCGAGCGAGUACGUGACCCUGCAGCUUCCUGAGUUAUUUGAUUAGAGCGUUUAAGAAAAGCGCCUGCGGUAUUAGAUUCAGUUUUAUUUAAUUUGAGACCAAUCUACGUAGCCUCCCACGCAGACGUUCUUAGGGGUUCGUCAUACGUUCCUACGUGUUCCUGCUCCGUGGGCUAAGACCAAUCCAAAACAAAGCCUUCUCUUGGGCUCUAUUUUUAGUACAUUUCCCUAUUGAUGUACUCGACCUAUGCUAGGUUUGUAAUCACUAAAGAAAACAGUCUCUCAAUAUAGGUUGACCAGACCUAAAGGCAAUUUACUUCUAAUCAAUUGCAUGCAAGGAAAUGUAACUAGACAACCUUAAAACCGACAGGAAACUUUGGUGUAAAGGCACAGAUUUGCAAAAUCUCUGUUGUGUGUGCUGCUUGACGCUCUGCAGGCGUCUUACGGGCUCCCUAGUCUUCACGCAAACCCUACAAUUGUUCAUUGUUCAUUGUUCAUUGUGAACUGAUUUUACUGGCUUACGUCUUCCCUUAGAAAAAUGGAAGAUAAUUAUGACCGUGAAGGUGCCAACAAAAACAAACUAAAAUAUGUUUUAGAAAAGCAAGUCGUUGGCAGCUCUAAAGGACCAUCGUCACAAAUUUAGCAACAUUCAAAAAGCGAAAACUGCAAUCCAGUUUUAUGGCAUAACCGUUAAAACAUCAAAGAAAAUUAUAAAUUUGAUAGCAAAUAUUGGAAAAGUCAAGGAUAUACAAACUUGAAGUUUUAAAUGGAUUGCAAUUAUGGUUUUUGAAACCUUUCCAGUCUAACAGUCCUUCAAACUUCAUUUUUGUCGGUCUGUAACGUUUCAGUACUAGGGAGACACUUGUUUUAGGCGAAGCAGAGAUUUUGUUAUUUACAUGCAAGUAAUUUUCUGGACGAUUGAAAUUGUAAAGAGAAUAAGGCCGCGUAUUUAACAAUAGGGACUUUAAGGUCCAAAGACGCGUCGGCAACAAGAACGUCGGCAAUUUGCGGGAAAAGAGAAUUUGCAUUCUUUGAGUCUUUAUCCGAUUUUUCCUCCCACUUACUUUGUCAGUCAGGCGAACCCUCCUGAAGUUGAAUUCCAAGGGAUCAUAUCAAAGUUCAGAAAGAGAAAUAAAAUUUCGCCUUUGCUUGUUUACGUUCUCCCAUAGUUAAUUGAGUGGAAUGGUUAUGAAACCCGUCAGACUCCUUUGUUAUAUGUUUUUGUGGACCUGAAAGUGCACAACGUUCAAAAGAAUUCCUAUCAUUUUGAUUGUAUUGACCAAUAAAAACGUUGCAUUAAUUUAUUCCGUAACAAUUUGCCAACAGAAAACAAAGGAUUGUGCACUUUCACGGUACUUCCAACAUAAACUGCAGCACUGUUGUUUUUAUCAUUGAUGUUUGCCGCUUUUCAUAACCAGUUUCCUCAAAUAACUAUGGUUCUCCAUAGGGUUGAUUUCCAGUGUCGCGUAAUUUUUACGUGCGUGGGUGCGUUCGCAAAUAAAAUAGAGGCAAUGCAUGAAAGGUCGCUUGCAAACGUAAAAGUUGAACCUCGCUUAACUUCUCGUUUAAGCUCAGCACUUUUUAUCUUACCUUACGAGCGUCAACGUGCGUAACCGCCAAAAACGCGUCAGUGGAAAUCAACCUUAAAACGCUAAUUCAGGCCCCGUCCGCACAUAUCCGUUUUUGUUUGAAACGGCGAUUUUUUUUCUCCAGUUUGGCCUACCGUCCACACGCAUUAGGUGAAAACGAUCACCGAAAACGCAUCUUUUCAAAAACGCUCUCCAGAGUGAAGAUUUUUGAUAAACGCUGGCCACUCGUUUACGCGAGGAAGGACGAAAACGGACGAGGUUUUCGAAUAGUUUUCGAUGUAGUACAUCAUUUACUACUACCAUAACGCAUCCUCAGCGGGCGAAAACGAUUCGAAUACGCUACGUGUGGACGUGUAUAAGUUUUGAAAACGGAGGGAAAAAAAUCUGUUUUCAAAAUUAUCCGGAUAUGUGUGGACGGGGCCUUAGGCAUUUUCACGUCGUGGUAAUGCAAAAACGGCAAAGAAUUGUACAAAGAAGUGUGGUGAACGUUCGACCUUCUCGUUGCCAUCACGUCGUUAGAUCUUAGGCCUAGGCCAAACGUCAAACUUUUCAUGAGACGAACCAAACUCUAAUUUGGAUCGACCUAAAUUAAGCUAAGAUCGUCUGUUUGGUCAGACGUCGAACCAAUCAACGUGACCAGAUCAGUAAUAAAUUUUCUCCCGAACGAGGCUAAAUGUAUAUUAUCACACAAAUUUUUAAUAUAUUGGUUUGGUGAUCGUCGCAAGCGAAGAUCGACGAGUUGGUCCCGGAGACGAUCCGUUCUAUCCGUCUGCUUCAGACGUGAUCACGAUCCAAACUCAUUCAGACGAAGUUGACUUAGCCAGACGUCAAGAUUUUUAUGAACUUAACUAAGUUUGGUUUGUCGCAUGAAAAAUUCGACGUUUGGUCUGAGCCAAAGUCACUAAUCGAACGACCGUCGCCGUCGCCGUCGUAAGAAUGUAAGGUGAAUUAUCUUGCAGCAUAUGCGUAUAGCCAUGGCAUUUUUCGUUUAAAACUCUUAUUAGAAAUUUCAACAGGCAAGUACGACGGUUAUUGCCGCAAAAAAUGGAUCCACCAACAAUGUUUCUCAUCGAGCACUCUUUGAAUAAUUACUAAAGGCCCGUACAAACGGAUGCAACAUUGUUAGCCAACAACUCCCAAAAUUGUUGGAUGUUAAAUGUUCAGUCCGUUUUCAAACCCUGUGACAUGUUGUUACGUUUUGUUGGGAGUUGUUAAGCCAAAAUUUGAAACCGGUCAAACGUUUAAGCCAACAACUCCCAACAUUUCUUUUACUCAGUGAUCACCGAAGUGUAGCGCAGCAAUGUUGUAUCCGUUCGUACAGCUCAUGCAACAUUGUUGGGGCCACGCACGCACAUUACACAUGGUUUCCAUAUUCUUAUAAGUUGUAUCCUUCCCACGAUGCACGGCAUGUCCCAACGUUGUUGGAAGUUGUUGCAUCCGUUUGCACACAACUGCCAACACUGACGUAACAACUCACACUAUUGUUGGCCCAACAAUCUUGGGAGUUGUUGCGUCCGUUUGCAAGUAGCUUAAGAUAUCGUGAAGAUGACUAUGACGUAGACGAUAAGUAUGAGGGUAUAUCUAUGACAAAAUUCAAUAGCCUAAAUAAAAGUGAAAAGGGUUAAGUCAACUCUAAAAUAUACCGAGUCAAAGUUGGUAAAAUUAAGACCACGCUAAAAGGAAGAAAUACUAAGCAAAGCAACCAUCACUUAGGUAUCACGCAGAAAAAGGCAUCACGCUAAAAGGCAACACGCAAAAAGGGAUAACGUAAAGAGGCAACACUCAAAAAGGCAUAACGCAAAGAGGCAACACGCAAAAAGCAUAACGCAAAAAGGCAGUACGCAAAGAGGCAACACGCAAAAAGGAAUAACACAAAAUUGAAGUACGAAAAGAGGCAUAAAUGCAAAAAGACAACAAGCAGAAAGGCAUCGCAAAAAAGGCAAUUUGCAACAAGGGCAUCAUGUGAAAAGUUUACUUAGGAUACAGGCCUGGAUCUUAAACAGUAUUAUUUAGUACAUACUGGAAGCAAACCGAAAUGGUAUUCGAACGAGACAUUCCAACUUGCUCACCUCGUGAGGAGCUUAUUCACUACCUUAGGCGUGCCCUCAUAUGGUGGGAUCAUCCUCAGAUUGACGCUGCACGAAGAACCGCUAAAACCUGUCCGCCAUCUUAGUAAAGAUGUGCUGAUCUCAAAAGUAAAUCAAUUAAGUUUUCCAGCCGGAAAGAAAUGCAAUCGCUGUCAAUUCCGUUUUGGACUUGUUGAAAUAUAGCAAUAAAAAAAUUGCCGCCAGUCUGAGGAUGAUCCCACCAUAUGAGGGAACCCCUAAUGUACCGAAUAAGCACCUCACGAGGUGAGCAAGACGGAAUGUCUCGUUCUAAUACCAUUUCGGUUUGUUUGCAGUAGGCUUAGCCACAAGUUGCCGAUGAAUCCCAAAAAAGUUGCCGAUAAGUGUCUAAAAGUUGCCAAAAAGUCGCUAUUUUUUUCAAAAAGUUGCCGAAAAGUUGCUGAAUCUCCAAAAAGUUGCCAAAAUUUUUCUGCUUUUCGUACCCAAAGUUGCAGAAAAUUCUAAAAGUUGCCAAAAUUCUAAAAAAGUUGCCAAAAAUCUCAAAAGUUGCCGAAAAGUUGCCUAGUUUGCAGUAUGUACUAAAUAAUACUGUUUAAGAUUUAGGCCUGGAUCCUAAGUAAACGUAUCACGUGAUGCCCUUUUUGCAAAUUGCCUUUUUUGCGAUGCCUUUUUGCGUUAUGCCUCUUUGCGUACUACCUUUUUGCGUUAUGCCUUUUGCGUGUUGGCUCUUUGCGUGAUGGCUCUUUGCGUGAUGACUUUUUGCGUGUUUCAUCUUUGCGUGAUGCCUUUUUGCGUGUUGGCUCUUUGUGUGACGGCCCUUUGGGGGUGACUUUUUGCGUGUUGCCAUUUAGCGUGAUGCCUUUUUCUGCGUGAUACCAAUAUGAUAGUGGCCUUUUUAGCAUUUCUUACAUUUAUCGUGGUCUUUUUUUUACCAACUUUGAAACAGUAUAUUUCAGAUUUGAGUUAACCUUUUUCACUUUUAGGUUUUUUAAUUUUGUUAUAGAUAUACCCUCAUAGAUAGAUAAUAAUGACCACCCUGAAGGUGAUAUUCUUGACAUUGUCAAUGUUUUUAUUUUCAGCUGGACUCGGGUCACUUGCUUUGAGUUUAACAUUUUUUCUUACUCCGCUGCCUGGCUAUUUCUCUGAUCGUUUUGGCUGUCGUAUCACAAACUUCGUGGGAGCCACGCUGUGCAUCACAGGCUUGGUGACGUCAUCAUUUGUUCAGAGCCUCACUCUCAUGUUCCUUACACACGGUCUGCUGCUGGGUUUAGGAAUAUCUUUUAUCUACAGUUCUUGCUUUCUUGUGAUAGCAAAAUACUUCAAAGAGAAGUUAUCCGUAGCAACUGGCAUUGUAGCUUUGGGAGCAGGUUUCGGUGUCUUUUUUACAGGCCCAUUGCUUCAAGUUCUUUUGGACUCGUAUGGCUGGAGAGGUACUUACAGAAUAAUGGUGGUAUCUUUUAUUGUUGUUUGUAUCCUGGGGCUGACUUAUAACCCGAACGUACAAGAAACAACAUUGGUCACUUCCUUUAACAAUGACCAGGACAAAGAAGACAAAAUGAGUAGAAUUUCUCUUUACUGUAGCCUGUGGAGAUUUCCUACUUUCGUCGCCCUGGUCACCUCUAUGCUGCUUACAGGAUUUUCGAUAUACAUUCCAUUAAUUUUUCUGGUAAGUUUUUUUAUUAAAUAAUAAAUAUAAUAUAUAGAUUUAGCCGGGGCUAAAGAGCGAAGCUUCCAUUAAUAAAUAUAUAAUUUAAAUCAAACAAUAAACUUGUAAUCCACAAAUCAGUUAACUGAAGGGCACAUUCAUGUGGCUUUUAAGGGAAAAGCUAAGUGAUUUUAGAGUGAAGCAUCUCACAUCAAGUUGACUUAUAUGUUCACCCAAAAAAUAGCAAUCAACUUCGAUCACAUUCAAGAGCCAUAACGGCCUGAGUCUUUAAGUUUAUGUUUUAAGCCGGCUUCCCGGUGUUUGCUUUUUUCAAAGAUGAACUCGAGGCAAGAAAAUCGCUCAAAGUUUUCUUUCUACAAGCAGAUUUAUAACUAAAUAUUCUUCGGGACGUUUUCUUUCUAUUGCGGUGAGAAAAUAUAUCUAAAGGCUUUUUAAAGUUCUGUAAGGUUAUAUCAAACCUGAUACUAGGUCAGAUCAUUGUCUUAAAUCUUACAAACGUGAAUAAUUAACUUGCCGCAUAAACUGUGCUCGACUUCAUGAGGUUACAUAUAAAAAAAACAAAUAUCAGAUACAAUAAUUACUCAGGCUUACCAUUCGAGAUGCAGCUCCUGAAAGCUAUAAAGUAAGGCCAGAAUCGCUUGAGACUUUUAAACUCCUCUUACGUAUGAAGCAAGGUGAAAAACGAAAACGAUGUCAUCCGAAAUCGGAUUUCCGACUUUGACAAGAGAAGCAUUUCUCAACCAAAAACCCAAUAAACAAACCAGCCAUGAAUAACAGAAGACUCUUGAUAGCAGCUGUAUUUCAUUUUGUACAUCCAGUGGAAAAAGACAUUAAAAAACAUCACAAGUUGACACAAAACUCUGUCAGCUUCAGCUGUCAAAGUAAAAAAGGUUCAAGAUGCUGCAUAAAUGUUUCCCACGAACUCACCUGUCAAAUUUUGACCAAUCAGAGCAUAUACGGUCAGGUGAUACUGGUCAGCGGAUACCCUGUUUUGACAGCUGUCAAUUGAUCACAACAUUGAUGUGCAAUCAGUUUUCUCCUGGGCUCCCAAACUAGCUAGAAAGUGCGAGAGUAAACAUUGGUAUGCCUGUGGUGCGGACGGACGGCCGUUCGUUCGUUUGGUGUACGGUCACGUGAUAACAAAAUUUUCUGGGAUGGGUAGAUUUCUGGGAUGGGUAGAUGGGGCUCCGCCCACGCGCGUGCGAAGCGCGCGGGUGGAGCUCCGCUAUUAAAAUGGGAUUUGAAGACUCCGGUUUUCUUUGAAAAAGAAGAUUUAAUAUUUUUGAUUAUUGUUGCUUAUAGGUGAAAUAUGCAGAGGAUCACGGAAUAACAGCAAAGGAUGCAUCUCUCUUGUUUAUUUUCAUUGGCCUUCUUUCAUCGCUUGGAAGGGCAGUUGCAGGAAUGCUGUACAAGAACAAGAAAGUCAAUCCCAUAUUCAUACAUCAAGCGUCCUUGCUGACAUUGUCUCUUUGCGUAUUUUUGCUUCCGUUUAGUACCAGCUACUGGUCUUUAAUCUUGUUUAGUAUUGUCUAUGGCUUCAGCGAUGGAGUUUUCAUAACAGGGUCUCUGUAUAUUCCACUGAGCUGUGUGGAGAGCAAAAGAAAAACAGCGUCUUUUUGUACUAGCAACUUCCUUUAUUCAUUAGGAGCAGUCAGCGGCAGUCCAAUCGCUGGUGAGUUUUUUGUAAUUAUACUGCUGCGAUAGGACCCGAUUGGCCAACCAUUUUAUGACUUUAGUAUUUUUUUACCACCUUUUACCUUGCUUUGCCGUCAAGGUUCGACGGCGAUAUGAUACCCAUCAAUAAGGUAAAUAUGGUAGAAAGUAUAUAACAAUACCCUGAGUAAGGGAGUCCAAUAGCGUAGAAAUGUGUGAACAGUUGCUCCCGGGGGUUCGCACGCGGCAAAGUGAUUGAUUAAAAAAAGGUUUCCUUUCUAUAAACGUUCUUGACUAUAGAUAGCGCCGGCCUUUUUAUGGCUAGAUAACUAUCUUUUUGUACAAGGACAUCGUAAAGCCUCAAGUCUUAAUUUUGGUUUUUAUAGCAAGGUAUCAUCAGCAUUCUUCUUUGACUGAUAUUUCGUUAUUAACAGGUAUGAUAGUGGACCACACAGGAAGCUACGUUCAUGCAUUCUACAUGAGUAGCGCUGUCGCCAUGGCCGCGUUUCUUAUUCCAAUGAUUUUGAUUCCUAUCAACCGAAAAAAAUCCAAAGUUCAUCCUCAGGAUAACAUGAAAGAAGAUCCGAAAAUGAACAAGGCGGGAUCAGAAGUGAUUGAGAAUCAGAAUAAAGACCAACUGGAAGAAAUCCCUUGUUAGGGGUUCUUUGAGAUGUUUAAGUUGUACUCAGUUUUAAUGUGGAAUCUUUUAUCAUCCCAAUAAGGCUUCCACUAAACACGCAAUUCUAGAUAUGGACAACGCUUGUUAUGCAGGAUUUUUUUUUUGAUGCAAUUGAUGCUAUUAUCUUUAAAGUGGUCUAGAUCACUAUGGUUUCCGCGGCAGUGUUAGCUCAGUCGGUAGAGCGUGUUGACUGCAGAGCGGGAGGUCGCGGGUUCGAUUCCUGGGGCCGGAUCAAUACUCAGGGUCUUAAAAUAACCGAGAAAUGAAGGUAAUCCCUUUGCACUGCAACGGGCUAGACCUUCGCGUGGCUCGGAUGACCACGUAAAAUGGCGAUCCCGUCUCCAGUUGGAGACGUAAAAUAUAGUGUCCCCAAUUAGUACUUUCGUGCUAAAUACAUUGACACUCAAAUAAAAAGU